This is a messenger RNA of Schistosoma turkestanicum, 474 nucleotides long. NCBI's taxonomy places the organism in Eukaryota, Metazoa, Platyhelminthes, Trematoda, Strigeidida, Schistosomatidae. The record is from the annotation of a GenBank genome assembly.
GCCGAAUGCAGUUUUACGAUCCUGACAACAAAAUAACUAGCGGCGGAUUGAUUUUGCCGGUUACAUUUCUUCCUGAGAAUAGCCAUUUCCGUAGUUUCAGUACUGAGAGUAUGCUAGCUAUGGAACUGACAUUUUCAAGUACGAAACAAUUGACAAAGAUAACAUGUCUAAUACAUGUCGAUGGGAAGAUAACUAUAUUCUAUGAUGAAAUAGCUUCUGGAAAUCACGAGACUGAGCUUGAUUCGAAAAUAUACAGUUCGUUCAAAUGUGGAGAAGGUUCACCAGGAUCACUACCCUAUAAUGCUAUACAUGUUCCUGGAUCGUGGAUUCAAAGUAAUACUUUGGUGGAGCUUGAACCAAUGACAAACUUUUGUUCCAGACAACAAUCAAGUGAAUCUUGCAAAGCUGCAUCUAAACCUGGAGUGAUUUGUUACUGGUGCGCAACAGCUAAAAUAUGCAGUAAUGGUCUUGAUA